CUUUAGAACAAUCUUCGCUAAAAAUUGAUACUGGCUGUAGUCCUAUUAGCCCGUUUAAGAGCUUAGCGUCCUCGGUAACGGGGUCAUCUAACUGCAAUGGCGGCUCAGUUUUGGAGAUUCAAAGCAGCGACUCCAAGUCAGACUAUGUUCAAAGUAUUGACGAGAAAGCAUUGUCUGUAGCAGAUAAUUCGAAAAAAUCAUCAUCAAUUGACUUUGCUGAACAAAUCCGAAAACUUGAAAUAGAAGGAAAUAAAUUACGUGCCGUAACUGCAUGUAGUUUAGGUAGGCCAAACUACCACUGACCGGUUAACUGUAAAUUGUAUUAAAUUUAAAUAUUAAUAAAUGUAUUACAUUUGUAGUGUGUGUAGUGUAGUAUAGUCAUUAGUCAUAGAGUAAGUUAUAGAAAUAGUCUCAUCUCCGAACUCUACUCACCUACUGUUACUCUUUGAGUCUAGUAAUUCAUAAAUAAUCCUAAUUAUAACUAUAAUAAAUUAAAAUUAAUACAAUUAUAAUAUAAACAAAUGAAUGUGAAUAGUGAAAAUACUGAAAACAUUCAGGGUAGAGGGUAGCAUGGGGAUAUUAUUUUGUAAUGUAUUUAUUUCUAUUCAGCUCUCAUUACCUCCAAAAUUUUCAUUUCCUCCCAUGCCCAUUUGAGGUAAUUUACCCCGGUUUGCCAACCUCUGCAGGAAUGGAUCAUAGUGCAAGUAUACUUACUUACUUGUGCCGUUCACCCUUUUGGGGCAUAGGCUGUCUACAAGAAUUUUUCAUUCAUCUCAUUCCUGUGCUUUCCUUUCCAGUUGCUUCCAGGUCAGGUGUAUACCAGGUGUUUCUCCCUCUAGCUUGUGUCUCCAUGUAUUCUUUGGUCUCCCUCUCUUUCUUUUUCCCUGUGGAUUCCAUUUUGGGUGUGUCUGGUGAAGUUAUCUGGUGGGUUUUGAGAGUGUGCCCUAUCAACCUCCAUCUUUUCCUUAUGAUCCCUUCAUUAAUAGGCUCUUGGUAUGACCAUUCCAAUAAGUCUUUGUUGUUGAUCAUGUUUUGCCAUUUGAUGCUAAGGCAUGUGUUUAUGAAGGACUGUACUUUAUGCAUAAUGCUCGCUGUUGUCCUCCAAGUUUCGGCUCCAUAGAGUAGGACUGUUUUGACAUUUGUGUUGAAAAUUCUGACUUUGUUUUGCAGACUCAACUCCUUUGACUCCCAUAUUUUCUUUAAUAGCUCAAGGGCUGACAUAGCCUUCUAAAUCUAGCCCUGAUAUCUGCUUUGGAUCCACUAUUUAUGUCAAUAGUGCUGCUUAAAUAUAUGAAAUCCUCCAUUUCUUCAAGUGCAUUUCCUGUCAGGGAGAUGUGGUCUUUCCCUGUUAUGAGCUGUUUGAUAGCCAGGGCUAUUUCUUCCUUAUUUGGGACACUUUCUUCUAUUUCUAAGUCUUCAUUUGCUGGUUGUAUGUCUGGUGUGUCUGUGGGUGGAGGUCUUUUUAGUAAUACCUAAAAGUAUUCCACCCAUAUUUUUUGUUCUUUUUAUUCAUUUAUAUUGAUCCACCUUCCUUAUCUUUAACAGUUCACUAUGGCCUCUUGUAUCUUCCUGAGAGCUUUUUUGUUAUUUCAUAGAGCUCUUUCUUGUUUUACUUUCUGGUCCUUCUUCUGUUGUUGGAGCUAGAUCAUAAAUGUAAGAACUUGUAUCUUUUUUUAUUGUUUUUUGCCCUUUGGUUAGCUUCUUUAUAUUUCACUUUUGCUUCCGUUUUCUCAGCCCUGUUGUUUUUGAUUCACUGGUCUUUAUACCUCUUUGCAUUUGGAUUUUACUGACAUCUUUAUAUUUUGCCAUUUAUGUUUUAUCUGGUCAUCUUCUGUUUGGACUUCCAGUGCCUGGAACUUAUUUCUCAAGGUAGCACUGAAUUCCUGUUGUUUCUGCUCAUUUGCCAAAAGGGCUAUAUUGUAUUUUCGUCUUCUAGCAGAUGGCUCUUCUCAGUUUUUCUGCAGUUUUAAAUUGAGUCUUGCGCAAACAAGAUGGUGAUCUGAUGUGACAUCAGCUCCUUUUUUUUCUCGUACAUCUUGCUGAGACCUUCUAAAUUUUUUUAAUACAUGUAUGAUCGAUUUGGUUUGGUGUUUAGUUGUCAGGGGACACCCAAGUUACCUUGUGGAUAUUCUUAUUCACUUCCCCAAUAACAAGCUCAUUAGCCACACAGAAGUCUGCCAGUCUUUCACCGUUCUCAUUCCUCUCUCCUAUACCAUGACACCCUAUAAUUUCUUUGUAUCCACUGUUUUCUUUACCAAUAUUAGCAUUUAGAUCUCACAGUAAGAUAUUUAGAUUUAUACCUGUACAUUUUUCCAGUACUGCUUGUAGUCUAUUUUAGAAAGCCCUUUUUCAUCUUCCUUGCUAUCGUUGGUGGGUGCACAGCACUGUGUUACAAUUCAAAUUUAUUUUCUUUUUUGGUUCUGAAAGUUGCUGUAAUAAUUCCUGUACCAUGAGCGUCCCAUCAUAUCAGUGCCUCUUGUGCCAACCAUGUAAUCAUGAGAGCAACUCCUUGUGACUGUGGACCAUUUUCAUCCUCAUGCCCUGAGUAUAUUAGUGUUUCUCCUGAGGCCAAAGUUAACUGUCCAGCUUGUGUCCAUCUUUUUUCACAGAUGUCAGUUUGUAUGUUCUCAUUUCGUCCGCCACUUCUGCUGAUUUCCCUGUUUCAUGCCUUGUUCUAACAUUCCAUGAGCCUAUGUUUAUUGCCUUUGAAAGCAGGAUCCUUGGCUUUGAGGCUUCCAGUAUAAUCUGGCUUUGACCGCAAGGCUUCAUAACUCCUCUUGGGGAAGACAAGCCCUCUCUUAUCAAGGCUGAAAUCGUUUGUUUUUUAUUCUUGUUAACGUUUCUGUAGCAGUUUGUACGGAUGCGGUAGCUGUGGCCUCACGCCAACCCUACUCCUUUUGCACCCAGGCUUGGCACAGGCCAUAGCAGAGUUAGUCCAAGUAAAAGAAAGACAAUAUCACAUUUAAGACGAGAGCGUUUCUGUCUUGUUUAUCAGUUCAUGCUAUUUUAAGACUUUCAAUUUAAAAUUAUUUUUCUUUAGGCACUUUUAAUGGUUUUGGAAUGGACCUACACAGCAGUUUUGAGGUAAUAAUCUUGUCUGUUUUGUGUUUCCUCAUACAUAUGACUUCAGAAUUAUUUAAGUCACAUCAUACAUUAAAUGAGUAACAAAUGAUUGUUUAAAACUACCCUUCACUGAGUUGGGUUAGUCCUAUCUGUUAUUCAAGUAAGUUGAUUACUAUUGUUACCACCUCAGCAACUGCAAAUGGAUUUAUUCAUCCAAGUGUUCACACCCAUUGUAUUAUUUUUAAAAAUAUACAUUUUUAAGAAUAGAAAACAAAUUAGAUUUACAAAAACCUUGAUCUUUUAACAAUUAAAUAGAUCUAAACUAAUUAUUCAUGGUAAUUAUGAAACAAAAUGAUGGAUAAUUAUAAUAUUGAUUUAUUCGAUUAGAUAAGAGAGUUCUUCAAUCUCUUGUUUUUCUUUCAGUUUCCUAAACUCCCAUCAUCCAGUUUUGGUAACUUAGCUGCCCUUGUUGACAUCUCUUCAGAUCAAAAGUGUAUCUCAGAUCUCAGGUCUUUCUAACUUUUGUUUUCUUUUCUUGAAGAAAGUUUAUCUAAGCGUUAUUAUUUUGUAUUUACUUUUUUGUGCCACUCAUUACAUUUUUAAAAAAAAAGAAUGUUUUGUUAAACAAAAAUUCUGUCAAACCAGCAGGAUCCAGCUUGAAAGUCAGCAACGAGAGACAGACCGCUUGAAGAAACAACUGUCUGGAGAUAUGUCAGGGUUACGAGCUCCAUCAAACUCCUCAAAUGGUGCAGCUAACAGCAGCUUUAAUGGUGAUAACAUUUUUCAUUCAUUGCAAAACUCAGGGAGAUAUGCAUUUUCUACCAUUCCAAGCAGCCAAUGGAAUCAGACUUUUGGGAAAAAGACAUUUGAUUAUCAGCCUCCGUAAGUUUUCAGUAAUUAAUUAUUCCAUUGCCUGUUAAUCCAGUGACAGGAAUAAUGAAGUAGUACUUGUUUAACAGAUUAAGAUUUUCAAGCAAUAUCUUAAUUAUUUUUAAUGAUAAAAUAUAAAUAUUUUUAUAAAGCAAUUUGAUAUUGCAUAUUGCAAAGUUUUUUCUGUAUUUCAUUUCAUGGUGAUAUGAAAAUCAGUUGCAUCAUGAAUGAAUUUUCCAAAAUAUAACCUUUUUACAUCAGAUCCCAUCUUGAGCGUUCACUAAAGGAAUCUCAGGAACAAGUUAUGGAGUUGAGAAAAAAGUUGCAAGAGGUAUGGAUAAAAUUAGUGAUUGGAAAAAUUGUCUCACUCACGAUGCGGUUGGGGAUAAUGUCAUAAAAUGCAAGUGACUGACACAGGAACAGCUUGACACAUUGUGUUUCUAAUUUCAGCUGACAGAAUCAUCAGACCAUCAGAAAAGACAUUUCCGUGCCACUGUAGAAGACUUGAAAUCUAAACUUCAUGACACAAUACUCAACAGAGAUACCGUCUUGGAUCUCAGGUAACUAAUCAAUCAUGUCAAUGCCAACACGCCAGGAUUGAUGUUGCUCAGACAUCUUAGAAAAUGUUGGAAAAUUCAAACUCUAUGCUUAUUAUAUGCUUUUAUAAAAAAAUGUACCUAGAAAUGUUUUAGCUGAUAUUGCUACAAAACUUGACGUACUGUGUCCAGAUCUAGGUCAACAUGAGGUGUUUUAUCCUCUUGUGGAGUUAAGAGUUAGGAUUAUGAAAAUAUACAUGUAAACAUUAUUUAUUGACAUUAAUGUGUUCAGUGUCCUCUUUCUGCUGUGGUUUCUCGUGCAAAUGUCAUGCUUUAAGCUAGAGAAUAAGUUAUUAAUUUUGCAAUUCAAAUAAUUUUUCUCUCUCUGUUUAUUUAAAAAAUGAUUACAAUUGGUUAAGUUGAGUGGAAAUGUGUGUAUAAUUAAUUGGUCUUUCAAUGCAAACUGAUGUCGUGUUUAUUUUUAUUAAUGACAAUCUCAGUUUCAAAUGUCAUCUGCGUUACAGACAAAAAGAAUCCAGCAGUCAAGAAAUACUCAUCAGCAAACUUCAUUCAGCACUGAACCAACUCCAAGAACAGUGCAAGUCACAAGAGGAGGUGAAAGUCAUGACUUAAAAUUUGUAGCUAACACCUUCUAAAUCAGUGAUUCUCAGCCUCUCAAACUAAUCUUACCUAGUUUAGGAAAACAGUAGACUUUGCUCUUCUAACCACCCACCUUUCCCACCCACCCACCUUUUUGCCUGCCCACCCACCCACCCACCUUUCCCUUACUCAAUCAUGGGUGGCUCAUCGCAUUAUCUAAAAGCUGAAGAUGAAUGUGUACAAUCAAUCAAUACACAUUUCCAUUUAUUUGAAUCAAUAAUCUUAUGUUUCAAGACAGUUGCAGGAGGAAAGAGCAACGCAUCUGAUUUGUUUCCAAGAGGCAACGCCACCUCAUGUGCCCACGGCUGGGCACCACAGAUGCCUAGACAGUUCUGUUGACUUGCUAAUGGCUUGAAUGAUUCAUUAAAAACUUUUUCUACAACCCUCCGAUCCGGCAGUGCAGGUGGUCAGCCUCUUCCCUCCUGUCCAGCGGUGCAGGUGGUCAGCCUCUUCCCUCCUGGCCAGUGGUGCAGGUGGUCAGGCUCUUCACUCCUGGCCAGAGGUGCAGGUGGUCAGCCUCUUCCCUCCUGGCCAGCGGUGCAGGUGGUCACCCUCUUUAAGAGAUCUUGUCAUGAAAGAAAAGGGACUGAGGAACAUUCUCCUUCAAGGAUUGUGUCUUUUAAAUCAUCAGGCUAGUGUGAAGACUAGACUAGGAGAAAGCCAUAUCACAUGGGGAAGUGUGAAGACUAGACUUUGAGAAAGCCAUAUCACAUGGAGAAGUGUGAAGACUAGACUAGGAAAAAGCCAUAUCCAAUAAAUUACAACACUAUGUUUGAUAUUUAUUUUAAAAUAUGAUUUGAUUGUUGUUGUUUGAUCUUCGUAUGCGAAGAUGACAAGACUUAGUUUUACAGUAGAACGCAUUGGGUUUGACAGUCCUAUUUAUGCUUGGAAAGCUUUCUUGCACAUAGGACACUCAUUGUUGUGGGUCUUAGUUGGUUUUGACUGAAUUCUGCUUUUUCUUGCCAUGCGCUUUCUUUAGGCAUGAGCGGUGCACUUAUUCACUGAGGAUUUCUCUCUGACAGUGACCCUGCCAUGCCAGUUUGCAUGGUCCAUGGCAAGUGUCUCCCACAAAUCAAGGUCAAUGUCCUUUGAUUAAAGUGAAGCUUUAAGACAGUCCUUGAAGCAUUAUUUCUGCCCACCAACAGAAUGUUUCACACUGGAGAGUUCACCAAACAUUAUUCGUUUGGGAAGUCUGCUGUCUGGUAUUCUUACAACAUUCCCUGCCCAUCUGACUUGUUCUUUUUGUAGGAGAGUGUGAAUGCUGAUCCAAUUGGCACAUUUUGUAGGACCUCUGAUUUGAUUUGACCUUAACUUAACUCUUGUGGAAAUGAUAGUAUGAUUUAUCUAAAAUAUGAAUUUAUGAAUGGGCUAAGAACUAAAUUUAUGACCCAUUUAACAUUAAAAUUUAUUCCCUACCACAUUUGAAUUUAUGAUGAACCUAAAAUUUCUAUUUAUUUUUUUAGUCUCUCUAUUCAGCCAGCCAAAAGUUAGAUUCUCACAAACACAACAGCUCUAUGUACGAAACAGCCCUGUCCCAGGUCAGGAGUAUUCUUAUUGAGCGUGAAAAGCGCAAAGGCCUGGCCUUCUUUCAGUCUGAUCUGACCAAUGGUCAGAAUGUUGCUGUAGUGGUGCACACCCUGGAAAGAAUGUUGCAAGAUCUGGAACAUGAAGUCAACAUGAAAUCCAUCAGAGUGUCAGAGGUCAGUGUCUGAGGGAGGGUUUGUGGGUUUCUGAGGAAGGGUUUGUGUGUUUUAGAGGAAGGGUUAAGAGUCGUUCAUAAAGGUUGUCUAAAAAGAGAGAAGGGUGGUUGGUGGGUUGAGAUUUGUUACUGCCAAUGUUUAAUGUCAGUUACUUCACCUGAUUUAUCUGUAUUGAUUUGUUCAAAGCUAGAAGCAGAUGUUGAGGACAUGAAGCAAAGUUUGGCUGAACAAGAGAGAACAAUGGCCAGAGACUACCAGGAAAAGUGAGACUGUUAGGCUUGUCAUGUUUAGCUAUUCUUGGACUUAAUGGUUUAAGAAUCAUUCCUAAAUUUGUCUCAUGAUUUCAUGAUAUUAGAGAGAACUAAAGCCAGUUUCCACUGUUGAAAGUAAAUUUCUUCAUCAUCUUACUGCUUAUCUAUGCAUCAUUUUUGCUUCUCUUUAGAAAAUAAAAAUGCAAACCUAAUGACACCUGGAUUUUUUUUUUUCUUUGCAGGUUGAAGAAAGAAGCAGAUGAUACCAUUAAAAAGUAGGUGUACAAUGUUCCCGCUAAACUAAUUAAAAAAAUAUGAAUCAAAGCAUAAGUCAACUUAGAAAAUAAUUAACAGUAGUCAUCCCUAAGUUUUACUACUCUACAUCCCAGCAUUUCCCCAAAAUUUAAAGCAAAGCAAAUUAUAGUGUUGUUGUAUUUCUAGGGUUACCAUGAUUACUACCGACCAUGAGAGAAGUCUCCUAGCUGCCACCGAAAAGUUGGCCUUGGCGACCAAGCAAGUGGCAGGCCUUGAGGCACAGCUUCAGGACAAAGAGUCAGUCUUUAGUUUAGUCUGUUGUUCUUUGGCUCAUUAUUUUAUUCCUUGCUUGUCUAGAGUUUUUACAUUAAAAGCAAAUCACUGAUCAACUCCUGGAUUCAUGUUUCUAGAGUGUUAGAUGCUGCCCAUCCAUUUAAGCUUAAUCUACUUAUACCUUUUCCUGUGUCAUUCACUUUCAAGGUUUAUCAAAAGCAGAUUUAUGAUUUAGUCUCAUACUUAAUUAUUCCAAAGACACUAAUUAUAUUCUCUGCCAUUUCAUUGGGGGCUAAAAUUUACCCAUGAUGAAUAUAAGAAAGGAAAGAAAACUCAAGCCAUCAACAUGCGUAGUCAUCGACUCAGCUGUGCACAAGUUUCCCUUAACCAUGUGUCACAAACCUUUUUAAAAAAAAAAAUUUGUUUGCUUUGUAUUAGUAUGCCUCCCCCCCCCCAUGUCGUUUAAUAAAAUUUAAUUAUUUAUAGAAAUGCCCACAGACAGGAAAUGAAAGCUAAAGAAGGGGAAGUAAAAAACCUGGAAGAAGCUUUGGAUGAGCUCAAGACAGACAACAUGAAGACAACAGCCUUGUGGCAGGAAAAGGUUGGCAUGGCUGUUUCUAAUAUUUGUUUAUUGAACUGAUUGGGAAACCUGCUCUCUGCACACUUGCUAUCACCAACCAAAUUUACUUCUGGUUAAAAAAAAAUGAACAUAUGAUCUAGUUUAAAAAUAAAAUGUUUUUAUUUCUUAGACAAAACUUUAAAACAAUGUGGUAUAUGGAAGCUUGAAAUAUUAAGACAGGACAGUGAAAGAAGAACAUUUCAGCUAAGUGCCUUACUCAGCAGAUGGGACAAAUGAAGAAAAGUUUUUCUUUUCUUGUCCUGUCUUUAUAUUUUAAUCUUCCACAUUCCUUGUUCCACUAUUUCAUUCACACACCUUGAAUGCACUCCUUGAUUUAUUAUCCUUUAAAUAGUGAGGGAGUAGUCACAUAUUGCCGGACAUUGCAAUCCAUUUUCUUACCUUUGCUGACUUUACUUUUGCAUAAUAAUUGCCGAUCAGUCAGGUUUUGGUUGUACAAAAACACUUCUGUCUGCUCAGUUAUUAUCUAUUUCCAGUUUUAUUUGCAGCUUAAGUGAAAUUCUUAUGUACUCAAUCUGCUUAUUGAUAUUUGAAUGACAUCAAAGUUUUACAGCUUACUUAGCAUGAGAGGAAAUAAAUACUAUUCUAAACAUGGCUGAUUUUUUUUUUCAAGCUCACUGAGCGUGGACAGUUGUCCCAUUUCCAAAUUUCCACUUACCUAUAUUUGAGUUGACUAGUUUGACUAAAAAUUUAACAUUUGCAGCUGAUUGAAGCGAAACACGACCAGGUUUACACUGAGACAUUGGUAACUACAUGAACAUAGAACAGGUCUUUGGCUAAACCAGUUGGAAUCAUCAGCAGCUUUUCAUACUUAGAUGUUCAUUGCUUGUAGAGGUCAUAACAUUGCAGGAGAAAUGAUUCAGUUGAAAUAAAGCGAAUGAAAUUAUAGAUUGAUGGUAGGGUAUUUAAUAAAAAAUAUAAAAGACAGAUUUCCUGGUAGUGGAUUUCCUUGUAGAAUUCCAACUGGUUUAGGCCUGUAUUUAAAGACUUGUGGUUUGCCUGCCCUUCCCCCAAAAUCCCCCCUCCAUUUAACUGUACUGUUUUAAGCAUGGCUAUCAUUUUAAUGAAAUGUUUUAACUUGACCUGUGUAUGUCAACUAAGCUUGGAUUUGCCAGUGUGCUGCCACCUGUAGUGUUUACACAUGUCAAUGUAACUAAUAAAAUUAAUUUUUUUUUGGUGUGAUGGGUGGGGAAAGAUUUUUAAAAAAUAAUAGAUCCAAGACAAUAAAAUAUAGUUUGCUCCUUUCAUAGUAAAUCGGGUCAUAAGGAACAGAAUUCCAUCAUCGCACUCUUGUACAUUAAUUGUUGAACUAAUACUUCAGUAACGAAAUAAUUUUAAAAGUUUACAUUUUGUAUGAUGAUCCCCAUUGACUCACCCAGGAAGCCCGAGUUUGAUGUCAGAGUUAACCCAUGUUGUCCUAAUGAUAUCUUAAUACCACUAUCCACUUUGUGACAUGCAUCUUAUUACCUUUGAUUUUGUAACAUUUAGAGAAUGAUGGCACACCACUUUGUUUGACUAAAACACAUUUUAACUUCAAAAAAAAAUAAAAAAAAUAAUCAGCCAGCAACUUUUAAAGUUGGUUAAAAAAAAUCAUCUGACAUUUUCUUAGCACUCACUGCAACACUUGGGCUUAGAUUCUGCCUUUGCUGUUUAGUGAAUUGUGGCAAUCAAUGCUUUGAAUAAAGACCAUUAGGCUUUUUAUCACUCUUCAGAUCAUGAAAAGAAUUGAUUUUGAAUAGUGAACAAUAGACAGAAAUGAUACAAUGUAGAAGCUAGUGUGAACAUUGUGUUAAAACAAUGUAGAAGUUAGUGUGAACAUUGUUUUAAAACAAUUUAGAAGCUAGUGUGAACAUUGUUUUAACAGCUGCAUGAAUGAAAAUUUGAAAACAAAUUUUUUUUUUUGCUUCUUGUUUUAAAGUGUUGCUUGUUCAUUUAAUGAUAUCUGUGCCUGUAACAAUUAGCCAAUAUAUUAAAUGCAAAUAAUCUCUCCAUGUGCCAGCAUUUGUUUGAAUAUGAUGUUGCCCGAAAUCCAAUGUCAACUGUUAACUAAAAUAACAUUCUAUUAAUUUUAAUCACUCAUCUACAUUUAAGUAAAAUGUUAUAUGGGUUUUCACCUAAAACUUUACAAUAGGGGUACAUAUUACUCAUUCAUAAUUAAGUUAUUGUGACUGAUGGGCUAAAACUCAUUUACUGCUCCUCUGACUUUGAGGACCUCAUUUCUAGGAUUUGUAGAGACACAAAACAUUGUUGUAAUUAUUUGAUUGAUUUGUAUGUGUAUUUAUGACCAGAGUUCAUAUUAAAAUACCUACUGCACAUAUACAUAAAGUCAUAAUUUAAAAGAUGGCUCUAAAUUUGUUUCAGAGGCAAGCAUUAGAAUCCUCAUUAGAUUAUGUGCAAAGGGAGCUAAUUGAGACUAAAGCAGAGAAGAAUGAGGUGAUUCAGUCCCUUGCUGCCAUGGAGUCUAGGCUUGAAAGUUUGCAGGUCAGAUAAUAUCUAGGAUUUUGUUGAUGAUAUUAAUGGUGUGGGCUAAAUUACCUAAAGGAUGUUAGUGUUGACAACCUCUGCCCCUGUUCAAACUUUGUUAUUAACCUGACAAAUAACAUUAAAUAGAAUAUGUGUGGAAAGUCUGAGAAUUAAAGUAUAGUAAGUUAAUUACUUGUAUUGCAAGCAGGCUCUUGUAACUCAGCUCGAAGGCGACCUCGAAACUGAGCAAGAUCGGGUUCAGCAACAGCGCCACCGAGAAGAAGAGCUACGUUCUCAAAAUAUGAAUCUUGAGAUCCAGCUGUCAAACAAACAAGGGGACAUCGAAAGGCUGGAACGGAUGUUGGAAAUGGUCAAGCAAGAUUUCAGUUUACAGGUUCUAGAAAAAGUGAGUUUUAAUUUUAGAAUUAACAAAUACUUUUAUAUCAACUAUUUUUUUCUCAACCAUUUUAAACAUGAAACCUCUAGGGGUGGCUUUAGCUUGCAGUGGUGGUCUUUACAACUUGUUGGACACUUAUUGUGUGGCUUUAGCUUGCAGUGGUGGUCUGUACAACUUGUUGGACACUUAUUGUGUGGCUUUAGCUUGCAGUGGUGGUCUUUACAACUUGUUGGACACUUAUUGUGUGGCUUUAGCUUGCAGUGGUGGUCUUUACAACUUGUUGGACACUUAUUGUUUUGCUUUAGCUUGCAGUGGUGGUCUUUACAACUUGUUGGACACUUAUUGUUUGGGGCUGUAUUUAUAUUUAAGUAAGUUUUAAACAAUGUGGCAAAACUGUCAAUGGUAUAUGACCAAUUGUCAUUCAUUCUCAUAAAGUGUUAUUGCAGUUGGCUAAAGUUCACAUUGUUUACUCCGUAUUUCCAGCAAAAUCUGGCUUCUGGUGCAGAACAUCUGGAGAGAGAGCAUUUUUUGAACCAGAUCAAACUUUUGUCAGCCCAACUGGCCACAAUGACAGAGAAAUGUAACAGGAUGACAGUACAGCAGCAAAUGGUGAAUACAGAGAAGGAAAACUUGAAGACCAAAGUAGAUGAGCUGAUGGCCAAACUUGAGCAGGCCAGGUCAGUCCUACUUUUAGUUGUAGUUUGGCUAUAGUUGGGAUAGUUAGAAAAGUUGAGGGGUGUUGAAAACAAUGGAAUUUAGGGGUAAUCAGCAUAUAUGACUGUAUUCUAGAUAACCAGCAACCAUUGGGUUUGUGCAUUACUGGCAGAUAUUGGGUUUGUACAUAACCAGAAACUAUUGGGUUCGUGUAUCACAAACAUCUGAUAGUUAUGUCUGAUAAAUCAGCGUCAUGUUUUAACGGAAUAAAAAAAAAAUUAGCUAACCAAUAAGUGCUAGAAAACUUUCCAUGUCUGUGUCCAUUAGUCUUGUUUUAAUAGUUGCAAUAUGUUCAGAAGUCUUCCAAAGUUCAGUCACUACUGGCACCUGACAUCGUAAUCCAUUAUGUUGUUUGAUUUAUCCCCAGGUCCCAGCUGGACACAACAGUUACAGAAAAAAAUGAACUGACCACCCUGCUGGACAGCAGGAAUGAACAGAUGGAGAGACUCGGCAACGACAAAGACCAUUACCUUAAACUGGCUGACCAGAGGGCAGAUGACUUGACUCAGUUAAAAGUAACCAUGGAGACAAUGAAGAUUCAGCUGGAGGAGAAAGAGAAAAUUGUGGGCACUUUCAAACAGCAGUCAAGUAGCAUCUCACAGCUCUUGGAGGUACACAAAACUUGUGAUAAUAGUAGUAUGUUAAAAGACAAAAGGGAAUACAUAAUUCAUAAUAGUAUUAUAAAUGAAUUUAGGUUUGUGUAAUUUAACUGUUUAGUUGCAUUAAUUUAUUGCAGGCCUGCACAACGUGCGGCCCGCCAGCAUUUACUUUGUGGCCCACGAAGUAACGAAAUAUUCUUUAUUAUUAUUAUUUUCUUAAUAGCUUUCCCCCUGUCCUAUUUUUAUUCGGGCCACACAAGUUUUUCAUUAAGUAUUACGGCCUGCCUUACAUUUUGAGUUGUGCAGGCCUGAUUUAUUGUAAACUUUGAAGGGGACAUAAUCAUGAUACCUACCAAAGGUGGAAAUAGGUCUGUUCAUAAAUAUACUUGCUAAGAAUAAAUAGAAAGACAAACUUCCUUGCAGGGGAAAUGUCUGUUGCUUUAUUUCAUUGCUUUAUGACAUGACAUUUUUGUUUGAUUAACAUGGUAAAAAUCUAAUUCAAUGUGUACCAAUGAGCUUGCGACCGAGCCCACUAAAGUGAACUCUAAACUUUUGAAUCUGUGCUAAACGAAGGGGAAAAUACGAAUAAUUUUGAUUUUUAUUUAUUUUAAAACCUAAGAAAAAUACCAACAAUUUUUUUUUAUUAAGCAUACACCAGAUUAAAAUGUAAAGGUGUACUGUGCCUUUAGAAGUAGAAUGAGAAAGGUAGGCUAAAAAUGUGAAAAUAUGCUACGCAUUUGUAAAGUCAUAGAAUCACUGAUCUGAACUAAUGUCUUUGUAAAGUCAUAGAAUCACUGAUCUGAACGAAUGUGUUUGUAAAGUCAUAGAAUCACUGAUCUGAACGAAUGUGUUUGCUGUAGGUUAACAGCCGGGUCAGUGACAAUGUGAGAGACGAGAGAGACAAACUGGCUGAUGCUCUGGCAGAAAAGACAGCCAUCUUUGCAGAGCUGAAAAUAUCGCACGACUCCCUGGAACAGACGUUGAAGUUCCAAGAGAAGAGACUGGAAGAGCUGGAGUCAGAGGGUUCACAUUUGAAAAAAAUUAUUGCAGUUAAAGUAGGAAUGUUUGAGAUAUUUCAGAAUGGUUCUUUAUUAAAUAUCAGCUCAGAAUAUAAGUUGCAAACACACAAAAAAAGCCUUUUAAUAUUGUAUGCAACAACUUUGUUGACAGUCAUUUUAUUUGUCAGAGCCAAGAUCUUGACUGUGUCCAACAUGAGAAAGACAGCCUUAAAUCUGAGCUGACAGAGAUGGCAGCCAAAGUGGAGAAUUUAAAAACCAGGAAAGAUGCCCUCAAGAAAGAAUUGAUAAGAGUAAAAAAUCUUCACACAAAAGAAAUUAGUAAACUACAGACUCAACUUAAAGGUUUGAAACAAAAAAUUUUAAAAAAUGUUUUGUACCAGACUGAAUAUCUGGAUUUUAAUUAUUUUUCAGAUUACUACCCAAUUUUAUAUUAAUUAUUUUUUUUCUUGUUGGUUAGAAACUGAUUUUUUUAUGUGUUUAGAGUAUUUUAUUAAGUAAAAAAAAGUGUGAUAAAGCUAUCAAGCUUUACUUUUACAAUAGAUAAAUGUAAUCUGCAUAUACUAUUUUUUCAAUUAUUGUUGACUUUUAUUAAUGUUUGAUAUGAGAGGUUUCAUUGUAAUUCUUUCAUGAAUGAGUCUCUUGAAGCAUUUUGUUAUUAUUACGACUUAUAUUGUCAUGAUAUAUACAUAAAGUUAAACUUAUGGAUGAAAAGAUAACAGGCUAUUAAAUUCUAAUGAUAAUUUUAUUUGUCUAUUAUGUUUCUUGAGCUUUCAAUCCUUGAUGGUGCAUGCACCUACUUAAAAAAAACUCCAAACCUGUCACAGUGAUCAAUGAUCAUGAGUUUCAUCACAUCACCUCACCAUGUCUACAAAAUAAUACUUCUCCCUAAUUUUAUUUUUUCCAUUUGCAUAUCUUUUCCACAAAUGCCACAUUUUUAUCUACUAAAAUAGAUUUUUUAAACGUAUUUUCUCCCAGCUUAGAGAAAUAUUCAUUUGAGUUUCAAAAAAUUGAAAUUAUUAUGUGAUUAUAAGAUUGUUUUUGUUUAUGCAUUCUACGGCAGAAAAACUUAUCCAAUAUUUUGGUACCUUUUCUGAUUGAUAAACAUGCAACCCACUCUUUAAGAAUGCACUAAAAUUAAAAUGAAUAGAGUGGAGGUUUUAGGAAUGGAUUAAAAAUAAUUAUUUUUUUCAAUGAAUCAGAAGUUCUAAUUUUUAUGUUUGCCCACACAUUGGAUUAGAAUGUGAACAAGAGAAAAAACUCUCUGUGAAAGCCUUGAGGAGUAAAGACAUCAUGGAUAAUAAAGGUUGGUGAAACUCAUUUUGAAAUGCUCAUUAUUUAUAAUGUCAGGUUCUUUUACUGAUCGAAACCAAAAGAAAUUUCAUUUUACACAUUGUGCCAGACAAGAACCAAUUGCUCAUGUCAUAAGAAACAACCAUUACAUGAAAUGUGAGAAGUAGAAUAAGAGAAAUAUCUUCUUAACAGCUGUCAAGUUUGCUGACAAGAUCCAGAAGGAGAUGACCUUAAAGAGAAGUGAGAUUGACCAGUUGAUGUCCAAGGUACAUCGGCUGGAAGAAAAACUGGACACAGUUACCAAGGUAACUAGAUGCAUGAACUAAUUUUUGAGGUCAUUUUUCUCAUGAAGUUUUGUUACUUAAACAUCCAAUGAGAUUCAUAGGAACUAGACUCACUUUGAAUUAUGGGAUGCCAAAUACAUGCCAUAAAAAGAUGUCAUAAAUGCAUGCCAUUAAUAAAUGUCAUAAACAUAUGCCAUAUAUAGAUGUUGGUAAAGUCACUUAAAAGAUGCACAUGGCAAAAAUGUAUCCAUCUAAAAUAUUUGCUGUAGGUUGUGGGUGAUAACAUGUGUCUAUAUAAUGAAUGAAACCCAGCCUAGGUUUCAAAAUUCUUGUUUGUUAAAAGUCAUUCAGAGUCAUCUUCUAGAUCAGAACCCAGCAAACUUUUGUUCCCUGUAUCACCCCAGGUCAUUUCAAACAUUCCAAGGCACGACCCAGGCCCCAUUUCAAACAUUCCAAGGCACGACCCUGGCCCCAUUUCAAACAUUCCAAGGCACGACCCAGGCCCCAUUUUUAACAUUCCAAGACACACCCCAAGCCCCAGUUAAAACAUUCCUAGGCACACCCCAGGCCCGAUUUUUAACAUUCCAAGGCACACCCCAAGCCCCAGUUUAAACAUGCCUAGGCACAACCCAAGCCCCAUUUCAAACAAUCCAAGGCACACUCCAGGCCCCAUUUCAAACAUUCCAAGACACACCCCAAGCCCCAGUUAAAACAUUCCUAGGCACACCCCAAGCCCCCAGUUAAAACAUUCCUAGGCACACCCCAGGCCCCACUUCAAACAUUCCAAGGCACACCCCAGGCCCCACUUCAAACAUUCCAAGGCACAACACAAUUAAAAACAUGCAAAAAUAUGCUAUAUAACAUUCAUAGUGGUUUUUGAUGUAUUGUAUUUCACUAUAUUAUCAUUCUGGUUUGGAAGCAUUUCUGUUAUUCCCAGUUUGACAGUUUGGUAAUAGGCUAACCAAUGUCACUUUUUGUAUCUGUGCUUUUACUCCCCCUGAAGGCAUUUAGCUUGGCACACCUGGCAUCAUCUCAUAACACAACAGUGUGACGAGGCACACAAGCUGCGGAGCUCUGUUUUAGAUUAUUGAAACAAAAUUUAAUGAAUUAUAAAUAUUUUUGAUGUUGAGUAAAUAUACCAAAUUUUAAAAUUCCUUUUCCCAGACUGAAAGUGAUGCUUGAGUCUGAAGUUGUCAUUGUUUGUGUUUGAAUGUUUGAACACAGGAGAAGACUAUGGUCGAGAGGGACAAAGACAGUUUAAAGAAGAGUUUGGCUAAAUCUUUAUUUCACACAAAAGAACUCUCAGAAAAGCUGCAGGCCACUUCGGACCAGAACAAUGACCUAGUGAUCAGAGUAGGUCGAAUGGAGGCUGAAUUAGAGCAGGUAAAUAGAACAAUGACCUAAAGACUCAUGUAGAUCAGUUGCUGGCUGAAUUAGAGCAGGUAAGUAGAACAUGACCUUUUGACCUGUGUAGGUCAGUUAGAGGCUGAAGUAGAGCAUGCAAGUAGAACAAUUACCUGGUGACUAAUAAAAAAAAAAUAGGUAGCUGGAGGCUGAAGUAAAGCAGGUGUCACAUGACUUGAUCAGUUUAGAAAGGAACAAUUCCUUUUUACUUUGUGCUUAUUAUGGAAUGUGUAAGUAUUGGAACUUUUUCAUUCUUAAAAUUAGUUUUCUCUCCAUUUGUCAUCCUUUUUUCUCUUUGUUCUGGUGUAUUACUUAAAAUUUUUUGUAGUUGUAUUCUUUUUUAUAUCAUGAUAUGUUGUGUUUAGAAUGUUGUUUAUCUGUUUUUCUGAACAUUUGCAAUACAUGUAUGUUUAAAGAUCAGGAUAUCGGAUAUUUAUAUAUAUCUUGAUAUUUUUUCAAUCCCUAAAAUCUUUUCUCCUUCCAGAAAUCAUCAGCUUAUCAAAAAAAGAAAGAGAAGUUUGAGCAGGAACUAACCACUCUCAAGAGAAAGCAUCAUCUAGAUGUUAAGGUUAAUUAGAAAUAUGGUUGCAUCUAAUUUUAUUUAAUCUGAGUAAUUCUACUUAAUUCCAUGUCAUGGUACAUUUUCAUCUUUUGAAUUCUGGGUCCCAUCAGUCACAAAAUAAUAUUUAAUAAAUUGUAAGCUUAUUUAUUUAGGAGUCAUGCUAUUAAUAUCUUGGGUUCAGUCCCUAUUCUGAUUUUUUGCAAUAAUGCAAUAUUUAAGCAAUGGAUGAAAUGGCUACCGAAAACCAGCAACCUUUUAAAAAAAGCAAUUAAUAUAAUUACCUGUUAAAGCAACUAGUUCUUCCACACUCAGUUAAUAUCUCUCUUCCUCACUCAGUUAAUAUAUCUCCUCCUCUCUCUGUUGAUAUAUCUCCUCCUCACUCUGUUGAUAUAUCUCCUCCUCUCUCUGUUGAUAUAUCUCCUCCUCACUCUGUUAAUAUCUCUCCUCCUCACUCUGUUGAUAUAUCUCCUCCUAGGCAGUUGAAGGGCUGGCGAAAUAUAAAACAGAGAACACACAAGUGUUUGCUAAAGGCUCAUCAGUUUCAAAUGCACAACGCAAUUUAUUCAUCACUGAUAGCAGAGAGGCUAAUGAUGGCAUUAACAGUGAUUCCCCUUUGAUCAAAAACUCUAAAGCUGGGAGGCAUGUAAGUAAAUAUGGAAGAUCAUUUUAGUUUUUUUUUUUUUAAAAGUGCCCUUUGAAAAUAUAACAAGAAUAUUUUUUUGCCUUGGGAUUUGUACUCCUAAUAGAUUCUUCAAUUUCUUAACUUUAUUUGCUAAUUUUCCUAGAAUUAUUUUCCAUUUAUUUCUGUCAGGUUUAUUUUCAGCUCAUUCUGCUUCUGCCAAUUUCUCUCACUCUCUCAUUCAUAAUGUAAGUUUAAUGUCUCUAAGAUCAGCUCCAUGCAAUACCUGCAACGAACACUAACUCUAACUACAGCAUUCCAAAGUCUCUACUACAAGUUUGUUUUUGUGAUGUCAGCAAAAUUAUUUAGUCAAAGAAUUAGAACAUAAAGUGACACUUAAAACAAAAAUUAUUUAAUAAAAGUCUUUAGAUAAUCCAUGUUAGUUAUACUAAGGUGGUGUUCCAAUAAUCCCAAUAAAUAAUCCAUGUUAGUUAUACUAAGGUAGUGUUCCAAUAGUCCCUCUGAAUACUUGUCAUCACUGUUGGUUAUCUUAAGGUAUUAUUUCAAUAGUCCAAUAAAUAUGGUUAUAUUAGAAUAGUGUUCCAAUAGUCCUUAUAAAACUAUAGAUACAGAUAAUCAAUGUUGGUUAAACUAAAGUAGUAUUCCAAUAAAUAAGCCAUUUUGGUUAUACUAAGGUAGUAUUCCAAUGGUCCAAUAAAUAAUCAAUGUUCGUUAUACUAAAGUUGUGUUCCAAUAGUCCCCAUAAAUACCGAUUAUCAAUGUUGGUUAUACCAAGGUAGUAUUCCAAUAGCCCCGUAAAUAAUCAAUUUGGGUUAUACUAAUGUAGUAUUUAAAUAGUCUAAUUCCUGGAGAGACAUCUUUUGACAUAUUGGGGAACAAAUGCAUUUUUAUAUAUUUUGAUCCUAACUUGGAGGGAAAGAACUCUUCUUUAGUUUAAAAGUAACAUUUUUUAUUAACUUUUUUUUAAAAUAAUGGAGAUUUCUAACGUUGAUAUUCAGAGAAAACCAGUUGGAAACAAGCCGAACAAUCAUUUCGGAGAUUUUAAACGUUUGGUUCUCACUCCUAAAGGAGGGAGGGAGAAUAUGACUGAAGUCUCCCCACAAGAUGGAGAGAAGCUGGCAAGUGAAGCCAAGAGUACGGUGGGGAAGUGUUCAAAACAAGUUGAAUCAGGAUCUAUGGAGCUUCAUGACCUGGGGCCAGGGUGAGUCAACAGUGGGGAUUAACUAGAGAUUUUAUCAUUCCAUACUACAAGAAUAAUGGACAGUCUGCUAUAUACUGUUUUCCAAAGCUGUGAGUUCUUUGAAAAAUAAUUGUAAAAAUAAUAAAAAUGACUUUGGCUGCUGUGAGUAAAAACCCACCCAUAGCUGGAAGUCAGAGAGAUUGUUUGGCUUGGUUAGAAGUCAGAGAGAUUGUUUGGCUGGGCUAGAAGUCAGAGAGAUUGAUUGGCUGGGCUAGAAGUCAGAGAGAUUGUUUGGUUGGCUGGGCUAGAAGUCAGAGAGAUUGAUUGGCUGGGCUAGAAGUCAGAGAGAUUGUUUGGUUGGGCUAGAAGUCAGAGAGAUUGUUUGGCUGGGUUAGAAGUCAGAGAGAUUGUUUGGCUAGGCUAGAAGUCAGAGAGAGUGUUUGGCUGGGCUAGAAGUCAGAGAGAUUGUUUGGCUAGGCUAGAAGUCAGAGAGAGUGUUUGGCUGGGCUAGAAGUCAGAGAGAGUGUUUGGCUGGGCUAGAAGUCAGAGGGAUUGUUUGGUUGGCUGGGUUAGAAGUCAGAGAGAUUGUUUGGCUGGGCUAGAAGUGAGAGAGAGUGUUUGGCUGGGCUAGAAGUCAGAGAGAGUGUUUGGCUGGGCUAGAAGUCAGAGAGAUUGUUUGGUUGGCUGGGUUAGAAGUCAGAGAGAUUGUUUGGCUAGGCUAGAAGUCAGAGAGAGUGUUUGGCUGGGCUAGAAGUCAGAGAGAGUGUUUGGCUGGGUUAGAAGUCAGAGAGAUUGUUUGGCUGGGCUAGAAGUCAGAGAGAUUGUUUGGCUGGGCUAGAAGUCAAAGGGAGUGUUUGGCUGGGCUAGAAGUCAGAGAGAGUGUUUGGCUGGGUUAGAAGUCAGAGAGAUUGUUUGGCUGGGCUAGAAGUCUUAGAGAGUGUUUGGCUGGGCUAGAAGUCAGAGAGAGUGUUUGGCUGGGCUUUAAAGUAUCAAAAUAUUUUUCUUUGUCUUACAGGCUGUUAGGAGCAGGUAUUUUUGAUGCACUUAAAAUUUGUAUAUACAAUUUGCAUGAUUUCCCAUUCACAUUUAAUCCUCAUCCGUAGCAUUGAUGUUGAUGGCCAAGGCCACCAAACAGAUAAACUGUCUGCAGCCAGCUCUGUGUCAGACUUAACUGAUGAGUUCUCUUACAAAGGUGAGAAUAUGGCGACUUUAAAGUCAUUUUGAAAAGAAAAAAAAAAUGAAUUGUUUUUUGUUUUUUUACUCAGGGUUACUUCCUGUCCGAGAUUGGCUGCUUUACUAACAAGUCCAAUCCUGGCUAAUUACCCAUCUCUAGUUAAUAUAAAUAUAAUAUAAUAUAAUAAAGUAUAAUAUAAACUCAGAAUGACAUUUUUAAUCCUUUCUAUCUGUACUCUUUGAAACACAUAAGUAUCACAAUAAAUCCAACAAAUUCAAAUAUCUGAACUAAUAAGUUAAACCCAAUAAUGAAACAAUUUAAAUUGAUUAAAUCAUUUUCAGUCUAGUCUGUUAAAAGGAGGUAAAUUAAAAAAAUAUUUUGGCCAUAAAUAUAAAUUUCAAAUCUUGGAUACUUUUUCAGCAGAAUGGCGCCCUCGUUCAUAUUCCCUUACUCAGGCAAAUGCUCCAACUCCAAUGAAAGAUUUGGAAAUAACACAUGGGACAAGUUUUCUAUCUAAAAGUGGGAACUCAGACACACUACGUCAUAGUCAUUCACAAGACAGAACAAGACGGCUAGGUGAGAUAACAAACUUUGUCUCAAGUCAUUCACAAGACCGAACAAGAUGGUUAUGUGUGAUCACAUCUUAUCUUUUCCUCUCAAGGUUAUGCCCUGGCAUGAAUAAUCAUUUCUUAAUUUUGUCUCUCAAGGUUAUGCCUUGGCAUGAAUGAUCACGCGUCUUAUUUUUGUCUCUCAAGGUUAUGCCCUGGCAUAAAUAAUCACACCUUAUCUUUGUCUCUCAUGGUUAUACCCUGGCAUGAAUGAUCACACACCUUAUCUUUUUCUCUCAAGGUUAUGGCCUGGCUUGAAUGAUCACACACCUUAUCUUUGUCUCUCAAGGUUAUGGCCUGGCUUGAAUGCUCACAUCUUACCUUGUCUCUCAAGGUUAUGCCCUAGCAUGAACAAUCAUUUCUUAUCUUUGUCUCUCAAGGUGAUGCCCUGGCAUGAACCAGUUUUAAAGAGGGGACAGGAUCCGCCCUGAACUCUGUUUUUAUCAUUACAUUAAUUUUCUGUUCAUCUCUGCAAUUUAAGUUUGGCAACAAGUACUAUACACCAUCAAUCUUUGCUUUGAGUUUUCUGCUCAUGUUCAUACCAUCAAUUAUGAAUAAGGGGAAAAUUUUGCACAAGUAUUUUAAUAUUUUUUAUCUCUAUCUAAGAAAUAUUUAGCUUAGCAAAGGUUGGUCCAAAAAAUUAAUCUCUGGUUCUUGUUACAAACUGCAUAUAGAAGAUAAGCAGUUUAUUGGCUUCAUUAGGUCUAGGGGGCUAAUUAAUCAACAAAUCAAUGGUUUAUAUGACAAAUGGCUCUUAAUCAAAUAAAGCAUGACUUCUUUCAUCCGCUUUCUCUCUGCAAUUCCAUUACCACUACCAAUGCCAUAUCCCAAACCCAAAUAUGUCACAAAGCACAUAGCAAACAGCUACACAAAUACUCUCAGCACCAAAACACGCACCCACAAAACACAAAGGAUUAACAGUAUUAUUAUAUUGUUUAUUUUUAUCACAGUAAAUGGCAUGGUACUAUUUCCUGAUACCCAAGAGUUGUGUCGCAGACUUGAAGAAAAAAUAGAGAAUUUGACACGCAUGGGAGGCAACUUGGUAAAAGAAAACAAAGGUAAUAAAUUAAUUCAGCUGCUCAAAUAACCCUCAGAAGUCAAAUGGUAAACGAAUUCACCCACGCAUGGUGCAAAAAUUUUUUUUAACAGUACUAAAGCCAAAAGGCCAAACAAAAUAUUUGUUUACAAUUUUCAAAAUACUCAGAAUUAAAAGAUGUCAUUUUUAAUCUGUAAAAUUAAUUUGAUAAUGCCACCAUCAAGUCAGAUGAGACUGUAACAUUAAUGUGAUGAUGCCACCAUCAAGUCUGACAAGACUAAAAUGGAUGUGAUGAUGCUACCAUCAAGUCUGACGAGACAUACUCCAGUCAAAAUAGAGUCCUGUCACAUCAACAAAUGUUUUUAGGAGAUACUGUGUCCAUACCUUGUUCUCUUGCAAGCUAACAAAUUAACAUUUUAAUCAACAAGCACUUCACUGAAGUCUAUUAUUGUAGUUGAAAAUUGUACAUUAAAAAAUCUUGUAUACAAUUCUUCACCUUACAAUGUAAUUGUUAUUUUUUUUAAACUAUUAAUGAUUCACUAGUUUUUAAUUGGGUGCUGUUUUUUUUACUCUGGGUCCGGGUAUUUUAAGAACAUACAUGGUCGGUCCAAGUCUUACAAAAAAUGGGUUAACUUCUCAUUUUCUAUAGUAUGCAACACCUUAUGUCUAUAUAAAAGACUCAGUGCUAUUAAUAUAAAACAUGUGGAAUUAUUUGGGUGGUUUUUCAAGAGGAAGCAGGAUGCACCAAAAGCAAAAUAUAUAUGAGAUGGUCUACUACUAAGACCAAAUGACCAUUGGGCUCUAAAAGUAAACAAAUAAGAUUGAUGAUGCCCUUUUGAGAAACUAGAAAAUGUAGACUGGUGAAAAUUGUAUCUUUGUCUGAUAUGAGAUGUAUUCAUAGGUAAAAAAGUUAAAAUUAUGUGCAAAGUACGGGCUAAUUAAAAUACUCGGCAUGUAUGGAAAAGUUCUUUUUUCAGGGCUUUUAAAUUUGUUUUAUCAAAUUACUUUUUUUUUUCAACAUACCAUGUUUUUAGAAAAAACUCUUAGAGUUUAGCAUCCAAACAAAUUAUUAUUAGAAUCACUGUUAGAUUAUGGAUUAUAUUUUGGAUGCUACCUCGAAUUAUCCUUCACUCUGGUGGUCAAAUCCUUUUAAACCCUUUUUAAAUUGAUUUUAAUAGAUUACAUCUAGAUUUUGCCACAUCAGUUUAAAACCACUGCUACAAAAGAAAAAUUAUUGAAUUCAAAUACACAUUACCCUAUUAUUAUAACUAUCAUUACUAAUAAGCAAUGGCAUACAAGAAUCCAAAGUCAUGAUCUAGUUUAAAUAUCAUAACUGAAAGUAUUUUACUUCUAAUUGUUUAGAUAUGGCUGACCUGAUCAAUUUACAAGGAGAAAAACUUGACACAGUAAAGCAAAUAGAGAGAACAACAUUGGGUCAGACAAACUCUGGAUGAAUUGCUACAUGGAAAAACAAACUGACUGUAACUGAAAGGGAGAAAGCCGCUGUGAAAAUAAGUCACAAAAUUGUUUUGUAGAAAAGGUCUAUUUUAUAUGAGGACACUUUUGAAUUAUCUGUUACUGAAAGCAUUAUCCUAGUAACAAAUUUUUACCCAUUUACACAAUUGUACAUUUGUGAGCAUUUAUUAUUCAGUUAUCUCUUCAUAUUAAUAUAUAUUUUGUGAUGGUGUUAUGAUAAGCAUUUAAUAUCUAGAAUUUUACUUUUAGAGUCUUUAUAUUAUUUUAAAAAAUGAAUUCUUAAUUCAUGGUUAUAAAGAAGCAGCCAUAAGAACUACUUUUGCAAUUAUUAAUUAUAAAAUAUUACAGUGAUUAAUUAAAUUAGAGACUAGCAAAAAAUGUGCCAGUUACCUUUUUCUGCUGGUCAUUUCACUUAACACAUGCAUAUCUUGAGCUCAUAUCCCCAUCAAGCCCAAACAAUAAGGCUAUCUAGUUGCAUGACAUCACUGCAAGCCAUGUGCUCACAUUUAAUGUUUUUUCUGUGUUUAGAUUUGUGUAAUUAAAGAGGGAAUAUUUUUUUAGUGCAUUGUCUUCUUGAUAUUAAAUUCAUAGAGCCUGUCACUGAAUGACACACAAUAGAAUAAUUACAUAUGUCAUUAAUAAUUAAAAUAAACAACCUGACACGUUUUCGCUGGCAGUAAAAGCAAUUUUAUUACCGGUACUUCACAAAUAGUGGCCCAACAUCGACCGGCUGUUGUAUAACAUUUUUAGCUAUUUCUAACAUUGAGAGUUAGAAAUUCAGAUAAAAAUUUAAUUUAACAGAAUGUAGUGUAAAGUGUAUAGCAGACAUACAAUAAAUAGAUUUAUCAAAUAUAUGAUGAACAAAAAUUGUGAUAAUAGUUCUCUGUAAUAUGUAAUUUAAAAAAAGGCACUUAUAAGCUUUAACACUCUGUAACAUAUUGGCAACUAUUCUUCCUUAAUAACAGCCCCUUAUAAAUGUAAUUUUAGCAGAAAGAUUCAGAGCUGUUUCCUUUGGUUUGUUAAAAAAGUGUUUGUCUACAAUAAGGUUAAACCAUUAAUUUAUGUGAUGAAGACCAAAGAAAAAUAGUAUUAUAUUUCUGACAUAGGUUGGGAAAAUGUCCACUGUGGUUAGAGUAGAAUUAGAUAACAUUCUCUCACAUUAAUUAUCUUAUUGACUGCAGGUCGUAAAAAACAUUUUUUAAAUGCUCAUUUUGUACCAGAAGAUCAUUGUAUGCAUUACUUAUUUUAUUAAUCGGGAUAUAUAUAUAUAUUUGCAUUAUAUCUACUAAAAUUAAGCCUAAUAUUUUGUGUGAUGCAUUUAACUUGUUACUACUCUGUGUGUGUUACUGACAAAAUAUUAUAUAAUGAUGUACAAUUUUAUAAAUAAAAUUUACCCUGUUGUUCCUCCUCCCCCGUUUUAAAAGAAACAAACUAUUUUUUUUUUAAUGUUUCUAACUAUAUUUAUUAUAUCAUGAG
Lymnaea stagnalis (great pond snail) is the source of this 24567-nucleotide messenger RNA. The record is from the annotation of a GenBank genome assembly. NCBI's taxonomy places the organism in Eukaryota, Metazoa, Mollusca, Gastropoda, Lymnaeidae.